AUGGCGAAUCGAAAGCUACAAAAGGACAUAGAUGUCAUUUUCAAACGAAUCCAAGAGGGUUUACAAGAUUUCAACUACCAUUACGAAAGGUAUGAGAGUCUAACGAAUACAGAAGAUGAUUCCGACAACCAAAGGGAAAAAGAGAAGCUCGCGAAUGAUUUGAAAAAGGAGAUUAAAAAACUACAAAAGUUUCGUGAACAAAUCAAGCACUGGCUACUGAAUGACGCCGUCAAUACCUUGGGUCCAGUAGGAACUUCAUAUAGUGCCAAGCUUUCUGAAAACAAGAGCACGAUUGAAGAUGCAAUGGAAACGUACAAACUAGUGGAAAAGCAGACUAAAUUGAAGUCAUUUUCCAAUCAGUCAAUCAUGAUGGCAUUUGCCGAUAAUGAAAAUGGCGAAGAAGAUGAAGAAGAAAGCGAAGAUGAAGAGAGCAGUGAAGAAGAGGAUGAAAGUCUAUACGAUGAGUUGUCAGAAGAAGCAGUGGAUUUGAUUAGAUAUUUCAAAGAUUCGAUAUCGCAACUCAAGGAACAAACAGACAAGUGUACUCACGAAUAUGACAAAUUGGCAUCAAAAAAGUUGAGAAAGAACAAUCUUGCCACUAUUGAGGCUAAAAAGGAAAAAAUACAAACUACAAUCUCCAAUAACAAGUUUCACCAAAAGAAGUUGCGCAAGUUGAUUAAACAGUUGAAAAAUGGAAUGGUUACUGAUUUCAACCUCAUUUUCGCAUUAAAGAAUGAUUUGGAGGAAUAUUUGGAAAAGCACGGAGAUACUGUUUUUGGCAAAGACACUGAGUUGUAUGAUGAUAUUUUCAACCAAAUUUCAGCUACAGAUGAAGAUUUCUCGGAAAUCCAUGAAGAUACUUCUACAGUAGCCACGUCCGUUGAUAGCGCCAACGUAGUCAAGAAUGGACACGUUGAAAAAAAAUCGAAAUCGCCAUCCCCACCAAAAUCAUUGAGUCGAAGCUCAAGUGAGCAGCCCAGCCAGCAGCAUUAUCAUCAACACCAGCCACAACAACACCAGCCACAACAACACCACCACCAUACCCAGCAGCCGCAACCGCAACAGCAGCAAUCACAAACUCUACCCAAAGUGCAUCCGGUUCAUGCGGCACAUUCAAAUGAUAACGGAGAGCAUCGACAUGUAUCACAGACACAUUCGGCUGCCCAGGGUGCAAAUCACGCACCAACUAUGCAACAGAGUCCAGAGAUGGCAUCUCCAGCUAUUGUGCGGACAUUAAGACCAGCAACAACUCCCUCAAAACCGGUGGGUGGACUCAAAUGGUCGGCAGCUGCGGCAGUUGGCUUACCAGAACCCCUCGAAAAACCAACAUUUUAUGAAGAAGUGCCUGAGACGACCCUUACAAAGCCUACAGCUAGCACACCUUUUGAACCAUUGGAACUUGAAGACAUUGACCUAGAAAAGUACAAGAUGGUGAUUUCCAACUCUUCGUUGUCCAAAACAGAACGCAAUUUGUUUUCCGACAUGGAUUUGGUUCGUGUGCCACCAGGUAUUCAAGAUUUGGUUAUUUCAUUUGCUUCGAAACGCAACAAUGAAGAGUUCAAAAUUCUUAUCGACUCAACUGAGUUUAAUCAGUUUACGACCCCAAUUUACAAGCCAUAUUUACCUAAAAGUGUUCAACCAAACUACUAUUCACAAUUUACAAAUUUCAGCUUUAAACAUCCAACUCAGUUGAGCAAGUUUCAAUCACAUUGGAACAAAAUCAGAGCUUACUAUGGAUUCAAGAGUUUGACAGAUGAGAUCAAGAGCUUGUCGCUGCAAGAUUCUCCUGAGGCGAUAGCUUUGGUUACAGAAUUGACAUUUGUAUUAUUUUAUGGAUACUAUUAUGGCUUAACACCGGCUGAAAAUUUGAUUGCCGAAAGUUGUCUUUUUGAAGUAGGUUGGAAGCCAUAUAGGAGCCAAUUUGAAUCCAACAAUAGAAGUUCAUCGCCUUUUGGUGAUGCGUCAGCUGAUAAAAGACUGGGCCAAAGUCAAAGUCAAAGCCAAAGUCAAAGUCAAAUAUUAUAUUGGUUUAAAAGGUUGAAGCUUAUAUCAAAUGAUACAAUGAAUGGACCACAUCCAACAUUUGAAGUUGGAGAUUAUCAAGUGUUUGACUUGAACUUUUGGGAAAUUUUUGUAAAGCAUGGAUUCAAGUUUGAAUACAACUUGUGUCAAAUAGAACCUUCAACAUUGUUGGUUUAG
Lodderomyces parapsilosis is the source of this 2199-nucleotide messenger RNA. RefSeq names its product CCR4-NOT core subunit (gene NOT3). The transcript is spliced from 2 exons. Gene Ontology annotation, cellular component: P-body; nucleus; CCR4-NOT core complex. The record is from RefSeq and is a predicted model, not a curated record. NCBI's taxonomy places the organism in Eukaryota, Fungi, Ascomycota, Pichiomycetes, Serinales, Debaryomycetaceae. The coding region runs from base 1 to 2199 and encodes 732 amino acids. Gene Ontology annotation, biological process: regulation of DNA-templated transcription; nuclear-transcribed mRNA poly(A) tail shortening.